AUGGGCGCCACUGACUGCGAAUGAGACUCAGUGUGCAGAGCACUUCUCAUAAUGUUUGGUUUUCCGGAUGGAAUGUCCACAUCACUGGGAUCUCCGGGAAAGGGAGAGGUGAAGGAGUAAAGAGACAACUGAUUCUCUGAGGAUUGUAAAAAGGACGCAGGCCAGCUCAACUGCACAGACUCAAGUUCCUGAUUACAAAGGAGAGAGAAUACCAGGAAAUAAAGCGGGAGAAAAAAGAAAGAGAAGUCUCAUUUCUAGAAGAGGAGCUGACCAAGCUGAAGGCUUUUGCACUGCUGGUUGUAAAGGAGCAACGGCGUCUGAGCGAGCUGCUGGAGGGACAGAGGCGUCGUAUCGCAGAACUGAGCGCUAUCACUGACCGUAUCAGCCAGGGGGUCAGUGCUGCUAAAUCCAGUACAAAGGCGGAGGAGGAACUCAAAUCCCUGCAUCUUGAGGUGGAGCGUAAUAAUCAAAGGCAGAACACCAUGACAGCCCCGAGUCUGCUGUCAGAGGUGGAGGUACUGAGGAGGAGGGUGGUAGAGAUGGAAGGGAAGGAUGAGGAGCUGAUACGCAUGGCGGACCAGUGUCGAGACCUGGACAGCAGACUGGCAAAGGAGAGCAGCCACUGCCGCAGCCUGAAGGUCGAGGUGGAUAAGCUCAACGGCCGAAUCAGUGAAUUGGACAGGAUAGAGGAGGCUUUAGGUAAAAGCAAGCAGGACUGUAGUAGUCUGAAGAGCAGCUUGGAGCGAGAGAGAGAGGCUAGCAAGAUGCUGUCUGGCGAGCUUGACACUCUAAGAGGCAGGGUGAGAGAGCUGGAGGCCGUCGAAGGCAAACUGGAAAAGAGUGAAAUGGUAAUCAGACAGGACCUGGGCAAACUCCGGUCACUCACCGUAGCUUUAGUGGAGGAGAGAAAGGGCAUGGCCGAGAGGCUCCGACAAGCUGAGGAAAAACUCAGCAGGAAAGAGGGCAAAAGAAAUGAGCAAGGUAAUUUGGCAACAAUAGCAGAGAGACUGAGAGAGGAGAGGCAGCAGACGCUUAAGUCUAAGGCAGAUUUAGAAGACAGUAUUAAAGGCAUAGUCAAAGAGAAGGAUGAGCUCCAAGACAGACUUAAAACAGAGGAGGAGAGAAACCGAGAGCUGCAAAGUAAAAUAACCAUAAUGAAGAAAAAGUUACAGAUCUUAGAAAACAGGAGAGAAAAAGAAGAGAAGUACGCAUACAGCUCUAUUCCAAAUAACACCACCCAUCGCUGCCAGACUGAGGACAACAAAGUCAAAGAACUGACCCAGGAGCUUGAUAAGCUGAGAAAAAAGCUCCAGGACAAGGAAGUGUUGGAAGCAGAGCUAAUGAAAGUGGAGGAGGACUUUGAAUCUCUGGAAAGGAGAUUCAAAGAUGAACAGAGCAGGUGCCAAGCUCUAACGGAGGAGCUGGAGGUGUCAAGGAGGGAGCUUUCCAGGUACGAGCAGGCAGAAAAGCAAGAGGUCAACCAGGAGCACCUCCUCCUUUGCCGUCUUCAGAAGGAGCAGGUAAAAUCCAGACUCUUAACCAGAGAAGUAGAUACCUUGAAGGAAAAACUGCAGAAGCUGAUGGGAACAGAGGAAUCCAUCUGCAGAGUUCAGAUGGAUCAGUCCACUCUGCAGAGAAAACUGACCCAGCAAGAGGCCAAGAACAAAGAGCUGGCCAGAGAGAUGAAGGAACUGACCAGUGAGCUAGACAGGUAUAGACGGGUCAAGAAUCUGACACCUGGCGCCAACAACAACUUCUCAGAGCACCAUCAGACUACCAAAGAGGUACAAACUGCCCCCGCAGAGAGCCUGCUGCCCGACUACAGCGGGCACAGCGAGAGACUGGAUGAAGAAAACGAUGACAAGGACCCAAACCACAACACGGAGGUCAUGAAUAGAAGAAGCUCCCUCGUCAACAGCCUGAACAGCUUGAACAGUGCAAAUAAUAACAUGAGCCAGUACAGCAGCCAUUCAGGAAUAGACAUGCACCAGACAAACAAUGGAGAGGUCAUGAUGCUAACACACACACCGGGGCAGCCCUUGCACAUCAAAGUAACCCCACAUCAUAUCCUCAACACAGCCACACUCGAGAUUAGCAGCCCCACUGGAGACACAGCCACGUCCUACACCAGCACAGCCGUCAUCCCAACCACCGGAGCUUCACCUAAACAGAGAAUCACCAUAAUCCAGAACUCGGGUUCGCCUGCAGUUAGUCCAAAAACCCCCUCUUCAAGCCCUGACCGCACCGUCUCCCCGCUAAAUGGAACACCCGUCUCCCGGGUGUUAAGCCCAAAUUCAUCACGCUCCGUCACACCUGACCACAGCAGCUCCCCCAUCCAGAUCGUAACAGUCAGGACCUGCUCUCCAGAGCCGGCAGAUGUUACAAAUCAGGCCAUCUUCUGCAACUCUCCGGAGCUGCAGAACAGCUGGCAACAUCAAAAGUCCAACAGUGCCGACAGAAGUCCCAGUAUCAUCACUUCAGAGGAUAAUAAGAUCCACAUCCAUCUGGGGAGCCCAUACAUCCAGUCUCUGAACGGCCACAGCGUCCCACAGCCUGUCGGGUCGUACUACCUCCGACAUGAACAAAGGACUCAAGUGCUCGCAAAUGGCUGUCAUGUAAAAGGCGUUGGAAAGAUUACAAGUAGCAUCACUAUAUCCCCUGCUAACUCCCCUGCAUCACACUCUUCAAAUAUUACAGUAAGUGGCCUUUGUGAUUAGGCCUAACGGUACACUUCCUCUAAGGAGAACCCCCGAGUCUGAUGUAUGUGGGAACAAUCAUCAAAUAAACACUUUGCGGACUCCUACAAGAGCCUUAGUAAACCUACAUGAUUUACUUAGUGUGUCUCUGCAUUUACUGACUUUAAAAACUCUUUACUGUCUGUAUGACGUGUGUGCCUGUAGCUAAGUGAGACAUCGUGCAACCAAAUGUGUGAUGUACUUUUCAUAAAGUUCUGUUUCAUCCAUGUUUUUUUUCCCUCCUGUUCAUUAAAAGCGCUUUUGUUGUUAUUA
Acanthochromis polyacanthus (spiny chromis) is the source of this 3008-nucleotide messenger RNA. Its product is annotated as filamin A-interacting protein 1-like. Lineage: Eukaryota; Metazoa; Chordata; Actinopteri; Pomacentridae. The transcript has 2 exons. The coding region runs from base 483 to 2717 and encodes 744 amino acids. The record is from RefSeq and is a predicted model, not a curated record.